GUGGCCGGAGGCAGCCAGGAUGACAGCUCUCCCCAGGACCCGAGCCACCCACUGAAAAACAUGAUCGGCAAGUCCCCUCCUCUGUGCAUGUGUCCUGCAGGCUGGAAGCUCCUGGCCAUGCUGGUGCUGGUCCUGAUCGUCAUGGUGUGGUACUCCAUCUCCCGAGAAGACAGGUACAUUGAACUCUUUUACUUUCCCAUCCCAGAGAAGAGGGAGCCUUGCCUCCAGGGCGAGGCCGAGAGGAAGGCUUCUCAGAUCUUUGGCAACUACACCCGAAAUCAGCCCAUUUUCCUCCAGCUGAAGGACUUUUUCUGGGUCAAGACACCUUCUGCCUAUGAGCUGCCCUAUGGGAUCAAGGGGAGCGAAGACCUGCUCCUCCGCGUCUUAGCCAUCACCAGUCACACCAUGCCCGAGAGCAUCCAGAGCCUGAAGUGCCGCCGCUGUGUGGUGGUGGGGAAUGGGCACCGGCUACGGAACAGCUCACUGGGAGAAGCCAUUAACAAGUAUGACGUGGUCAUCAGAUUGAACAACGCCCCAGUGGCUGGCUACGAGGGCGACGUGGGCUCUAAGACCACCAUGCGCCUCUUCUACCCUGAAUCCGCCCAUUUCGACCCCAAAGUGGAGAAUAACCCAGACACGCUCCUGGUCCUGGUGGCCUUUAAGGCAAUGGACUUCCACUGGAUCGAGACCAUCCUGAGUGACAAGAAGCGGGUGAGAAAGGGUUUCUGGAAACAGCCUCCCCUCAUCUGGGAUGUGAACCCCAAACAGAUUCGGAUUCUCAACCCCUUCUACAUGGAGAUAGCAGCGGACAGGCUGCUGAGCCUGUCCUUACAGCAGUCACGGAAGAGCAAACAGAAGCCCACCACAGGCCUAUUGGCCAUCACCUUGGCCCUGCACUUCUGUGACGUGGUGCACAUUGCUGGCUUUGGCUACCCAGAUGCUUACAAGAAGAAGCAGACCAUUCACUACUAUGAGCAAAUCACGCUCAAAUCCAUGGCGGGGUCAGGCCACAAUGUCUCCCAGGAGGCUCUGGCCAUCAAGCGGAUGCUGGAAACUGGAGUUGUCAAGAACCUUACUUAUUUCUAACUCAGGCAGGAGACGUGCAUGUACGUCAGUCUGCCCACUCUGCUGGGAGACACCCCUCCUCCCAUCCAAGGGGUGCCCGGUGCCAGCACGAGCCACUGGACUUAACCUCUCCCUGCCGUGGGAGCAGUUGCUGAACCGGCCAGGGCAAGAGGUGGUCAUGCCCCAGGCCGCACUUUUGGAGCCCAGCUGUGGUCAUGGCAGAGGCCAGGGGGCUGCAGGAGCUGACCCUGGAUGGGGCUGGUUGCCGUGGUCUCCCCCUCUACCAGCGCCAAGAGAUUAUUUAAUGGGCUAUUUAAUUAAGGGGUAGAAGGUGCUGUGGGCUGGUCCCAUGACAUCCAGAAAGGGAGCAUGGUACAGUAUUGUGCUCACUUUUUAUCAAAACACAGGUGAUAGACCCACAAGGCCUUAGACUCCAAGCAGGCCUCCCAGCAGGGUGGGGCAACCUGGAGGGGUGGGGGCCCUCCAGAGGGGCUGUGACCUCCCAGCAGGCAUGGGAAGAACAUCAGUGGAGGGCUCUAUGGAGAGGGGACAGAACUAGAAACAAGGUUUCAAUGCGCCAUUAAACUAUUUUUCCUAAAACAA
Messenger RNA from Echinops telfairi (small Madagascar hedgehog), 1668 nucleotides. RefSeq names its product ST3 beta-galactoside alpha-2,3-sialyltransferase 4 (gene ST3GAL4). Gene Ontology annotation, biological process: glycolipid biosynthetic process. Gene Ontology annotation, molecular function: sialyltransferase activity. The record is from RefSeq and is a predicted model, not a curated record. The transcript is spliced from 10 exons. NCBI's taxonomy places the organism in Eukaryota, Metazoa, Chordata, Mammalia, Afrosoricida, Tenrecidae. Bases 61 to 1086 code for a protein of 341 amino acids.